Neoarthrinium moseri is the source of this 957-nucleotide messenger RNA. RefSeq lists its product as uncharacterized. Bases 1 to 957 code for a protein of 318 amino acids. The transcript is spliced from 7 exons. The record is from RefSeq and is a predicted model, not a curated record. NCBI's taxonomy places the organism in Eukaryota, Fungi, Ascomycota, Sordariomycetes, Amphisphaeriales, Apiosporaceae.
AUGUCUGACUUGAAGCGCCCCGUCGUUGGGCUAUCCAUCUCGAUGCCCGUCAUAGCCACCUUUGUGGUCGCUCUUCGUUUCUUCGCUCGUACAUCCAAGAAGCUGAGCCUCGGAGCAGACGAUUAUUUAGCCCUUGUUGCUUUACUAUUCUGUUAUGGCCUUUCGGCGACCACUCUUGCAGGCGUCUUUCUUGGCGGCCUUGGUGGGCAUUUGAAACUUGGUCCAAAUUUCGUACCCGUCGACCUCAAGGCCUUCACCAUCUUCUCGCAGACUCAAUGGAUCCUGCAGUUCAUUUGUAUUCCAGCUCUUGGAUUGACGAAACUCAGUGUUCUCUUCUUCUACAAACGAAUUUUUGCCCCCAAACCCUUCCAGACAAUGACAUGGGUCAUGGCAGGCUUAGUGAUUGCGUGGAACAUCAGCUUUUUCUUUGCGAAUCUCUUGGAUUGUCUCCCCUUUGAGCUCAACUGGCGCCAGCAGGCUGGGGUAUCGGGCAAAUGUAUCGAUAUCAUUCAGGUAUUUUGGGCUGUUUCCAUCUCAAAUAUUCUGUUGGACGUAGUUGCCGGCAUCGUUCGAACCGUAUUGUCUGCUCAAGGUGUCACCUCACAGAGCACCGAUCUUGAUUACACAUACAGCCGCUCCCCUUCCGUUUACUGGCUCAUAGUCGAGGCGAACGUUGGUGUGAUCAGUGCCUGUUUACCGACAGUACAGCCGCUGUUCCCAGCUCUCAAACUGGACAAUAUUAUGAGUUCCAUGAGGAAGACUCUUUCCUGGCGAUCAAAAUCGUCUACAUCCCUCCACUCUAACGAUACUCAUCCGAACCUCGUGCACAGGGAGAAGCAUUCUGACCCAUAUAACAGCUACACAACUGUUGAGAGCUCGCGUGGGUACUCUCCCCCAGACCAUCAGCGUGGGGUAGAGGUCACGAGGGAGAUCCAGAGGACUCACGACAUGGUGUAG